Messenger RNA from Plasmopara halstedii, 1473 nucleotides. Its product is annotated as Lamin Tail Domain. The record is from RefSeq and is a predicted model, not a curated record. NCBI's taxonomy places the organism in Eukaryota, Oomycota, Peronosporomycetes, Peronosporales, Peronosporaceae. The transcript has a single exon. The coding region runs from base 1 to 1473 and encodes 490 amino acids.
AUGAGCUACCCGCUGCUGCGGCGUCUACCGCUAAGUACGCUUGAUCGGCAGGUGGCGCGCGCAAGUAUGCAAAUAUGCCACAAGAUUGUCAUGCAGCAGCUCUACAUUUCUCGCGCAAACGUGUCUAAGCAGUGGGUCGUCGUGUCCAAUCCUUCCGAAGCGUGUAUCAACCUUACUGGCUUCAACUUAAGCUGCAGCGGUUGCGACGACGUCUAUUGCUUCCCUUUUAAUUACACUUUACUACCUGGUGACGAGGUGACAAUUUGGUGUUCUCCAGGAAGACUAAAGCUUGACGAGGACAACUUACUUCAGCCUUAUCUUUUCUGGACACAACCUGAUGGCUCUUUGCGACACAAGUCGUUCUUUACGUCUUCUCGAGCCAAUGACGUCGUACUAUUAGAUCCGUUUCUUGUUGAAGUAGCAUCCAUUCGAGUAACGGUGGAUGGCAGACGAGAGUUUCGCGUGUUGCACUGCAAGUCUGCACACUCAAAGACGUUGCGAAGUGAGAUUGACACCCGCUUUUGCGUCGGAUGUCUAUCCCCUCCAGUCUUUGACAAGCAGACGUCACGACCGAGUCCAGAAAGCGGUAAAAUUACUUCCUUCCCGCCACGUCAGCGGGAAGUUUAUGUUUACUCGAGAUAUUGGGGAAUUGUCUCGGACAAGUCACUAUCGAAACACUCAUUAGCAGUCAUUUUAGUGCCAGUAGUGGAAUCAGUUCGAGCAGUGCUGAUCUACCUCAUGUUUAAUUUAUUUCAGUCUAUGGGUAAACCGGGUCCGAAUGUGCGAUCAAAAGUCACAUCAUUGCUAUUCAUGGUGCUGGCAUGCAAUGUCACUGCACGAAAACUCAUGCUGGGCAUCAAAAGUGGACUAUUGGUCACUAUUGCAAGUUUCACGUCAGUUGUCUUGGAUCAAGUGGCUAUGCUUGUAUUGUACUUGUCUCUUCAAAGACUCUAUCCGGUUUUGACUACCUCUUUUCAGUGUAUGCUCGUAUUUGAUCUUGGUGUGUAUUGUAUAAAUGCGAUUGCAGUGCAAUUUCGUUUUCUUGACGAACGCACUAAUUGGCACCCGUUAUUUAAAUACUUAACAAGAUUGGACCACAGAUACCAAGGAUUUGUCUGCAUGUGCGGUAUUGGCCGCGAAUUGCUGCUUCAUUUGCUUUUUUUACUUCCUUUCAGCAGCCAGCCAACACAAUUAUGGAAAGUUGUCGGAUAUUUACUUGUGCCAUUCUUCACGGCAGCCUCAGGCAUUGAUUUUUUCCGUGCACUUGUCAUUCUUCUGCAUAUGGUCCGAAGAUCAAUUGAUUUGAUAAAUGCUCUAUGGGGACAUCUUGAGCAACACACAACAACAUACGUCAAAGAAACGUAUAAAGAUCAAGAGGAGAAAGAGGUGUGUGAUGAAGAGCCUCAAAAAGAAUUACCACCCUCAGCGUUUUCCACACCCAAGAAGUUUCGCAAUCGAUUUCGGUAUUAUUAG